UUUCAACACUGGAAUUACGAUAUUUCCUGACCUCACCAAAAUCUAUUCAGCUGAUGUGAACUUUUUACUUGAAAUUGCAGAUAAUCCUUACGUGACUUCAGUGCCUGCAAAUGCGUUCCAUGGGCUGUGUAAUGAAUCCCUUACACUAAUUCUGGAAUACAUGAUGUGUAACCAGACCAGCAGUCACAGCUUUCGUAAGAAAAGAUCCAUCAGUACCUUCAAUGGCCCUUUUUACCAAGAUUAUGCAGAAGAGGAUGCAGACCACACUGACACAGUGUACGCUGAAAACUCCAAAUUCAGGGAUUUUCAUGGCAACUCCCACUACUAUGUUUUUUUUGAAGAGCAGGGGGAUGGAGAUGUUGGGUUUGGCCAAGAGCUCAAGAACCCUCAAGAGGACAAUAUCCAGGGGUUUGACAGCCAUUAUGACUAUACUGUCUGUGGUGGCAGUGAAGACAUUGCGUGCACUCCAGAGCCUGAUGAGUUUAAUCCCUGCGAAGACAUAAUGGGCUAUAAAUUUCUAAGAAUUGUGGUGUGGUUUGUGAACCUGCUGGCUAUCCUGGGUAACAUUUUUGUCCUCUUCAUCCUUCUCACCAGCCAUUACAAGUUGACUGUCCCACGGUUUCUGAUGUGCAACCUGGCUUUUGCUGAUUUCUGCAUGGGACUGUACCUUCUCCUGAUUGCUUCGGUGGAUCUCUACACUAGGUCAGAAUACUACAACCAUGCCAUAGACUGGCAGACUGGGCCUGGCUGCAACACAGCUGGCUUUUUCACUGUCUUUGCCAGUGAGCUUUCUGUAUAUACACUGACUGUGAUCACCCUGGAGCGCUGGUAUGCCAUCACCUUUGCUAUGCGCCUGGACAGGAAGCUUCGCCUUCGGCAUGCUUUGAUCAUCAUGCUGGGUGGUUGGCUCUCAUGCUUUCUUCUCGCCCUCUUGCCACUGGUUGGAGUCAGCAGCUACAUCAAAGUCAGUAUCUGCCUGCCCAUGGAUACCGAAACACCGUUGGCUCAAGCCUACAUUGUCUUUGUUUUAAUGCUGAACAUCAUUGCCUUUAUCAUCAUCUGUGCUUGUUAUAUAAAAAUCUAUCUAACUGUGCGAAACCCUGAGUACAAGUCUGGAGACAAAGACACCAAAAUUGCUAAAAGGAUGGCUGUCUUGAUUUUCACUGACUUCCUAUGCAUGGCACCUAUCUCAUUCUAUGCUUUGUCUGCCAUUAUGAACAAGCCCUUGAUAACAGUCAGUAAUUCCAAGAUCCUGCUAGUGCUGUUCUACCCACUCAAUUCUUGUGCCAACCCAUUCCUCUAUGCUAUUUUCACCAAGGCUUUCAGAAGGGAUGUCUUCAUCCUGCUCAGCAAAUUUGGCGUCUGUGAGCAUCAGGCUCAAAUCUACCGUGGCCAGACAGUCUCAGCCAAAAACAGCAGUGGUUUUUAUGGCCAGAAAGGCAGCCGAGGGACAGGUCAGGACUACCAUGACCCACAUGAUGACUAUCACCCUGCAAUUGCGAUGCAAGAGCAAAUUGUUGUGGAAGACUGUACGCUGACUGUGUUAUAGCACCUGAAAGCAUCACAACUGCAGUGCGAUCAAUCAGAUGGUAAUUUAGUGAUCCAAAAAAGAAAAUUCAGUGAUAAGAUACAAUUUUUCCUAGUUGUUUUUGAGGAACAUCUGUAGUGAUUUUUCUUUUGAGGGAGCCAUUCGCUUGAAUCUCCAAUCUUAUACCACUGGCAGUGUAAGAGAGAAGGUGCCAGUUAUGAUGACAAUACUGGAAGCAUAUAUGAAAACUCAGUAUAAAUCAGAACGUGAACAUAUAUAUAUAUAUAUGAAAUUUUAAACAUGCACUCUUCUCUAAUUGUCUAAAGGGAAAGGGAGACAGCAUAAA
This is a messenger RNA of Trachemys scripta elegans, 1874 nucleotides long. RefSeq names its product thyroid stimulating hormone receptor (gene TSHR). Gene Ontology annotation, cellular component: membrane. Gene Ontology annotation, molecular function: thyroid-stimulating hormone receptor activity. Gene Ontology annotation, biological process: G protein-coupled receptor signaling pathway. The record is from RefSeq and is a predicted model, not a curated record. NCBI's taxonomy places the organism in Eukaryota, Metazoa, Chordata, Testudines, Emydidae.